UGUGACUGACGGGGUUCUUCCCUUUUGUGUGCCACCUGUGCGGCUGUGCCAUCCCGUGGUCACAACUGACCAUGUAUCACCCUCCGGCUUCCUUCCCGCCAAGGCGACGGAGUAUGUGUUCACGGAUAUGCAGAGUCCUGAGCGUCAUGAUCACGCCCAGUCCUGUUACUCCACCACACACAAGAGAGCCAACGCCCUCCUGCAGUGGUUCGACACGGUGAUCAACACGACCAUCAUGAAGGACCUGAACGACAUUAACGCCAAGGUGAAGGGUAAGACGCUGGAGCUGAGGCGGGAGAGAGUCCGUCUCAUCCAGGAGAAGGUGCGGGAGUUAUGGGGGACGGACAUAGAGCUGGACUCAACACUACGGAUGCAGGACGUAGAUGUGGAGCAGAUGGCCCGAGGCAUGUUGACUGACGGCCAGGUGGUGAAGCUCGACGGUGGUGACCUGGAGAGUCAGAGGGCUGGUACUCCUCCUUUGUUGAGUGAGGAUGAGUUGGCACCUAUGCCCUCAAACAACGUCAUCUUCGGCAACAUGUACGACCACUACCAGA
Molecule: messenger RNA, 554 nt
Organism: Homarus americanus (American lobster)
Lineage: Eukaryota; Metazoa; Arthropoda; Malacostraca; Decapoda; Nephropidae
Source: RefSeq, a predicted model, not a curated record